Molecule: messenger RNA, 1134 nt
Organism: Drosophila nasuta
Lineage: Eukaryota; Metazoa; Arthropoda; Insecta; Diptera; Drosophilidae
Product: sperm flagellar protein 1-like
Exons: 1
Coding region: 161-904 (247 amino acids)
Biological process (GO): regulation of cytoskeleton organization
Cellular component (GO): axoneme
Molecular function (GO): microtubule binding
Source: RefSeq, a predicted model, not a curated record
AGAGAGAGCUUAGCUCGAAAAAACGAACAGCUCUCACACAGCUCGAUACACGUGCGAUCUACCUAUCCAGUGUGUGUGUGUGUGUGAGUGUGGGGGAGUGUAUGAGUGUGGAUACCAACCACGUAUAUACAAAUCAACAGAACAGGAAAAAGAGAAUACAAUGCACACCAUAAGCAACAAGACGCUGAGCAACGAGGAGAUUGUCGAUGUGCACAAAUGGCUGCAACAGAACGACAUCAAUACAUCACGAUUGCGUCGCGAUUUUUCCGAUGUUUUGCCCCUCGCCGAGAUGAUGAAACGCGAUCACCCGCGACUGAUCGAUCUCAACAAUUUCCCGAAGCGAAGCAGCGUUCAAUUGAAGAUCGCCAAUUGGGAGACGUUCAACUACAAGGUGUUGGCCAAAUUCAAUCUGAAUUUGAGUCGUGAGUUCAUGGAACAAUUAUCAACCGGAGCACACGGAGCCGCCGAAGUGAUGUUGCAUGAGAUAAUGCGAUUGAAGAAACGCCAACGUGUGGUGGAGACACGGAAUGCGAUCUUGGCCCAAGAGCAGAUCUGGGAGGAGAACGAUGAGGUGAAAACGGUGGUGGUCAAUAAACAGGUGGGCGAUGGCAUCGUUCAGGUGCCACAAAAAAUGAUUCUCUAUUCGCUGUACGAGAAGAUGGCACGUGAUAAUUUAGCCAAAGAGGCGAUCAUUGAGGCGAACCAAAAGCGUUUGGCCCACAUGGAGAACAUCAUCAAGGUGAAGACGGAACGCAUCGAAGAGUUGCUUAUGCAAAUGGGUAAAUCACCGGUGAAGCUCUGCAGCAGUUCACAACAUUUGGCAUCCACCUCGAUGCUCAGCUACGAGGCCCUUGGCACUUGUCUACGCAAACGGCAUACGAAUACACCAGCGUCAUCUGAUUGAUGAUGCCACAAAUGCCACAGUUGCAGAACACAUUAUGAAAGAAAGCAUUAACACUUGCAUUCCAUAUUCAAUAUAUUUUUAUUACAUUGUUUCCUUUAGAAAAGAGAGAGAGAGAAAAGCUCGCAAUCCACUUCAUAUGUUCCACAUUCCAAAUAAUGCCAGCCACAUUCCCUUUUUUGCACAAGUGUAAAUUGUGUAUUUGAGUAAAAUCAUCAUCAGCUAUAUCGAAA